Molecule: messenger RNA, 1624 nt
Organism: Sapajus apella (tufted capuchin)
Lineage: Eukaryota; Metazoa; Chordata; Mammalia; Primates; Cebidae
Gene: SLC7A6OS
Product: solute carrier family 7 member 6 opposite strand
Exons: 5
Coding region: 34-960 (308 amino acids)
Biological process (GO): developmental process
Source: RefSeq, a predicted model, not a curated record
CGCGCGUUCCCACAAUGCUCCGCGGCAGUCACUAUGGAGGCCGGCAGGACGGCUGUGCUCCGAGUGAAGCGGAAGCGCAGUGCGGAGCCGGCCGAGGCUCUUGUGCUCGCCUGUAAACGCCUCCGGAGCGACGCGGUCGAGUCGGCGGCCCAGAAGACGCCACAGGGUCUGGACAGAGCAGCCGAGAAUAAUGUCUUCCAGUUGGUGGCCACUGUAUGCUCCCAGGAGGAGCCAGUCCAGCAGCUCCUGCGGGCAGCUCUGCGCCCGUCACGGGACAGCCAGCAACGUGUCCGCCGCAAUCUCCGCGCCUCAGCUCGAGAGAUCAGGCAGGAAGGCCGCUACCGGGUGGUCUCCAGCCGCCGAUCCUCGGGGACCACCUCGAGCGGCCAGGAGUCCGAGUACACGUCGGGGAACCCAGAAGUCUCCGGGGACUCGGGCUUUCAGCUGUUAGACCUUGUCCACGAGGAGGGAGAACCUGAAGCCGCUGCUGCGGCCUCCUGCAAAACAUCUGACUCAGAUGUGAUACUCUGCAAUUCUGUAGAGUUGAUCCGUGAGCGAUUGACUGUAUCUGAGGACGGACCAGGAGUCAGGCACCAGGAAGAACAAAAACAUGACUAUGUAUAUGACAUUUACUACUUGGAGACGGCCACUCCAGGCUGGAUUGAGAACAUCCUCUCCGUGCAGCCCUAUAGCCAAGAGUGGGAGCUGGUGAAUGAUGAUCAAGAACCAGAGGACAUGUACGAAGAUGAAGAUGACGAGAACAGUGAGAAUAACUGGCGCAAUGAGUACCCAGAGGAGGAGAGCAGUGAUGGAGAUGAGGAUUCCAGAGGCUCUGCUGACUACAACAGCCUGAGUGAGGAGGAAAGAGGCAGCAGCAGACAGCGGAUGUGGCACAAGUACCCUCUGGAUGUGCAGAAGGAGUUCGACUAUGACAACCUCCAUGACCUGGAUUCAGACUGAUGGUCUUGUGAUGUCCAUGAGGUUCUGCCACAAGCCCGUGAGGGCUCUGAGUCCAGGGUAAACUGCCCUGCUGACAUCCUCUUAGGUUUCCCAGCUUAACAUGUGGAAGAAAAGCAUAUCAAGCAUGUUGGGCAGCACCAUCCCAACACAGUGAAAACUUUUGUUAAGGGAGUGUGUCUUUUCCACUUACAGUAGGGCCCCUUGGCCUCAUCAAAAGUAACCCUACAGUUUGAAAGAAAAAAAAAAUGUUAUAAAAAGGAAGGUUCCUUUAGCUUCCUGGCCCAGGCAUUUUCCUGGAAUUCAGGUCAGGUUCUCCUGUGCUGAAACCACAAGGGAAAGAGAGGUUCCCAUUUCAUUAGCAGCAAGUUUCUGCCUUGCCAUACCACCAGGCUGCCUGCCUCUAAGAAAACCCUGUUCCUUUGGAUAGAUGGCAUCUAAGAGGGGUACCAGUGGGUCCCUUGUAGCAAUAGAGACUGGAUAGUAAAAUGGCCAUUAGGGCAGAAAGUAGUCUGUCUGAGCUGUGGGAGAUUUUAUAUACCAACCAUCUCUGCUUCCAAACUCUGAUAAUGGUUGCGAAAUUACUGACUUCCUUUGGCAGUGGUGCCAAGAAACAGCAUAUGUAUGAAUGUGAUACAUGUGUUUAGUAAAAGCUUUGAACAUGGAA